Molecule: messenger RNA, 1146 nt
Organism: Effrenium voratum
Lineage: Eukaryota; Dinophyceae; Suessiales; Symbiodiniaceae
Source: the annotation of a GenBank genome assembly
AUGGCGCAACCCGUUCGGUCCGAAGAUCCCAUGACGUUCUGGGACACCCCGCGCAAGGGCGGAAAUGCAUUCAACACAGCCCCUCAGGGGGAAGAAUACUAUACUGCCCUCGCCGGCACCGGCGCGACAUGGGUGAGGCUCAUGUUGGGAAAAUGGCAGAGCACCGGGCGCGAUUUCCUGCUGGGAAAUGCAGACGCUUAUGAGGGUCUGGUCGAUACAGACCUGUCGGCAUUGAUGGCCGAACUAGACACCGCUCACGCCGCAGGCCUUCGUGUCGUCCUUGCUCCAGUCACCCUUCCCGGCACAAGGUGGGCGCAGCACAACGAAGGAGUUUACGACGACCGUUUGUGGUCCAGUGCCGCAUUUCAAUCACAAGCCGUAAAUUUCUGGGUGGAUCUGGCUACCGAAUUGAAACAGCAUCCUGCAAUCGUGGCAUAUGACAUCCUGAACGAGCCAGCUCCCGAACGUCUGGCGGGCCCCGGCGAAAACAGCCCCUUGGAAACACUUAAGGAGUGGCAACAGGAUCAGGAGGGCGGAACGCGAGACCUGCGUGCAUUUUACACCAAAGUAAUUGCAGGCAUUCGCGCAGUCGACGACAAGAUGCCCAUCAUGGUCGGCGGCGGGUGGUUUGCCAAUCCGCGUUCGCUUGCAGCGUGGCCUGCUCCAUUGUCGGACAACCGGGUCAUUUAUGCAUUUCACAUGUAUGAACCCUACGCGGCGACCAGUGCCGGCAACAUGCGACGAGACAAACCGCUUCGGUAUCCGGGCGUGAAAACCUUCUAUGACGGGCAAGAUCUUGCCUGGGACAGGCAAGCCGUCAAAUCCCAUGUCGACUUGGCAUACAGCUGGGCCUCGCACCACCGCGUUCCGUUAAAACGGGUCGUUGCUUCCGAGUUCGGCUGCAUGCGGCGCUGGAAGGAUUGCGGAUCCUAUCUGACCGAUGUUCUGGAUGCCGUGGAGGACAGAAAUGGACACUGGGCAUUCUACGCGUUUCGCGAAGAUGAAUGGGACGGGAUGGAUUACGAAUUACCCGCCAGCUUGAGACCAGGGCGCUUUUACUAUCUCAAGCAGGAAGGCAAAGCUGAACUCAUUCCCAGGAAUGGGGAGCUCAUGGAACUUUUGCAGAAACGGAUGAAGGCACAAUAG